CUCGGACAGCGCAUAUUCGCUCGUAUUGCCUAUCAGAGAACAAGACAGAAAACGACAGGGCUGUUCAAGGAUUGCACUGACUUGCUUGCGGUGUCCCGCGGAACAUCAAUGUUCCACACCUGGACGGGUGCUUGACAGGAUAAAGAGAAGUUACCAUGACGACAGAGACCCGUCCGGAGUCAGAGGUGGGCCUGCACGACUCGGCUUCGGAUGGCAAAAUGGCCAAACAGGACCAGGACAGCAAACUUCUCGAUGACCACCGGGACGAUGCCUCCGAGAGGACAACUCCCGGCAAGAUGGCCAAGUCCCCGCAGAAAACCAGCAAGCGGUCCAAGACGGCUCCCUUCAAGGUGACUCUGUUGGACAGCUCCGAGUAUGAAGGCGCCAUUGAAAAGAACUGCCGUGGACAGGCUCUAGUGAACAUGAUGUGUGAGCACCUGAACCUCCUGGAGAAGGACUACUUCGGACUCAUCUUCAGUGACGCAGAUAGUCAAAAGAACUGGUUGGACCCUUCCAAAGAAAUCAAGAAACAGAUGCGCACCUCGCCCUGGCAGUUCUCCUUUGCGGUUAAAUUCUACCCGCCAGACCCUGCCCAGCUCAUCGAGGACAUCACCAGGUAUUACCUGUGUCUGCAGCUGAGAGAUGACAUCCUCUCUGGUCGGCUGCCGUGCUCCUUCGUCACGCACGCGCUGCUGGGCUCCUACGCGGUGCAGGCAGAGCUGGGCGACUUCGACCACGACGAGCACAGCUCCGACUACGUCACCGAGUUCCGCUUCGCCCCCAACCAGACGCGGGAGCUGGAGGAGAGGGUGAUGGAGCUGCAUCGAAACUACAGAGGGAUGACUCCUGCAGAGGCUGAGCUCAACUUCCUGGAGAACGCCAAGAAGCUGUCCAUGUAUGGAGUGGACCUCCACCACGCCAAGGAUUCCGAGGGCAUUGAUAUCAUGCUGGGCGUGUGUGCCAACGGACUGCUGAUAUACCGCGACCGGCUACGCAUCAAUCGAUUCGCCUGGCCCAAGAUCCUCAAGAUCUCCUACAAGCGGAGCAACUUUUACAUUAAGAUUCGGCCCGGCGAGUAUGAGCAGUUUGAAAGCACCAUCGGCUUCAAGCUUCCCAAUCACAGGGCUGCCAAGAGGCUGUGGAAAGUUUGCAUUGAGCAUCACACCUUCUUCAGGUUAGUGUCUCCAGAGCCGCCACCCAAAGGCUUCUUGGUGAUGGGCUCAAAGUUCCGGUACAGCGGGCGAACCCAGGCCCAGACGAGGCAGGCCAGCGCCCUGAUUGACCGGCCCGCACCUCACUUUGAGCGUUCCACCAGCAAGAGGUACCUGCUGUCCCGCAGCCUGGAUGGAGAGUUCUCGCGGCCCGUAUCCGGCCUGAGUCACCACCAGGACGGCCUAUCGCAGCGCAGUACCAGCGAGCUGCCGCGCUCGCCCUCCGUGGACGAGCAGGACCACCGGGCCGACCUGAGCACCGACCAGGAGCUGGACACCGAGUACGAGCAGGACCAGGACCAAGACACCGACCAACUGGACCAGGACCCUGACAGCGUCACCACGCCGACCAGGAAGAAGGAGAUUAAGGAGGAUGCUGGAGAUGCGCUUGAUGCCCAGCAGGAGUUUAUGGAUAAGUCGGAGGACGUCCUCCUGAAGCACCAGGCCAGCAUCAAUGAGCUGAAGCGAGCUUUGAAGGAGCCCAACAGCAAGCUGGUGAACCGGGAGAAGCGGCUGUCAGGGUCCUCCCCCGGAGGCACGCCCGAGAAGAAGGCUGAGCCUCUGUCUACUGCUGUGAUUAAUGAAGAACAACUAGCUGAGGCUAAGAGGGAACCCUGGGACAGACGGCCGAUCUCGGCCUCCGACCUCGACGAGCAGGAGCGCGAACGUGAUCGCGAUCGCGAGCCGGCCUUCAUGAAGGACACGCACCUGGGCAUCGAGCGCAAGUGCUCCAGCAUGACGGUCAGCUCCACGUCCAGCCUGGAGGCAGAGGUGGACUUCACGGUCAUCACUGACCUCCACCUGGGCGCGGAGGAGUUCUCGCGGGGCAUGAGCGAGCUGGCCGAGAGGGGUGGAGGAGGGGAGAGGCAGGCGGAGGUGAGCCGGGAUGACUUUGAGGAGGCAUCUCGUUUCUACUCCGCCACCCGGCUGACGAGCCAAGACAAGCACCCCGUAGAACAGCGCCUCCUAGAGGAGAAAGGCCACCACGAGGUAGACGCUCCCCCAGUGGCCAGGAAAGACCCUAACGCUGUGAGCAUCGCCCACUCGCUGCGGAGGGCAGAGGUCAAGGUGGAGCCCCACUCCAACGGUGCAGAGGUGCCCCCCACCAUCAUGGACAUCACAGAACAGCAAACACAAGGUGAAGUCAACUGCAUGGAGACCAAGCUCUCCAGCACUGGCGACACUCAACCACAAGAGGGUGACAUGAGCCAGGAAGAGAGAGGCGAGAAGGAGGCUCCUCCGGCUGGCAGGGAAAAUGGCUCUCCAGUAAAAGCAGGCUCUCUGGGGAGAGACUCAGCGGUGUCCCCGCUCACUGUCACCACGGAAAACGUUACCUCAGCAACAACCACCCAAGUAACCAAGACAGUGAAAGGGGGCUACUCAGAGACCAGGAUCGAGAAAAGGAUAAUCAUCACGGGAGAUGACGAUGUUGACCAACAUCAGGCCCUCGCCAUGGCGAUCCAGGAAGCCAAGCAACAGCAUCCUGAUAUGCUGGUGACAAAGGCGGUGGUUGUCAGGGAAACAGAAUCUUCAGAGGAGAAACACAGGACUCCAGAGUCCUGAUGACCAGACUCGGCUCCAGAGAUCAGGGAGAGGAUACCAGCCCUUCAGGGUACCCC
This is a messenger RNA of Sardina pilchardus (European sardine), 2830 nucleotides long. Its product is annotated as band 4.1-like protein 1. The transcript is spliced from 23 exons. Gene Ontology annotation, molecular function: structural molecule activity; actin binding. NCBI's taxonomy places the organism in Eukaryota, Metazoa, Chordata, Actinopteri, Clupeiformes, Clupeidae. Gene Ontology annotation, cellular component: cytoskeleton; plasma membrane. Gene Ontology annotation, biological process: cortical actin cytoskeleton organization. The record is from RefSeq and is a predicted model, not a curated record. The coding region runs from base 156 to 2774 and encodes 872 amino acids.